This is a messenger RNA of Drosophila montana, 4615 nucleotides long. It is a transcript of the gene Afti, whose product is annotated as aftiphilin. Gene Ontology annotation, cellular component: trans-Golgi network membrane; AP-1 adaptor complex. NCBI's taxonomy places the organism in Eukaryota, Metazoa, Arthropoda, Insecta, Diptera, Drosophilidae. The coding region runs from base 499 to 3900 and encodes 1133 amino acids. Gene Ontology annotation, biological process: intracellular transport. Gene Ontology annotation, molecular function: clathrin binding. The transcript has 5 exons. The record is from RefSeq and is a predicted model, not a curated record.
CUAUGUAUUCUUGAAAUUGUACAUCACAAGCAUUUUGCUUAUGAGUUAGUUACUUUUGGUACUGGUCUGCCACAGUGACUCGGUACCUGUAAUAGCUCGUGACAUGCCACACAUCUCUAGGUGUGAAUGUCAGAACUAAGCCUGGAAAAAAUAUGUUUAGUUAAAAACAUGGCGAAUAAUACACAUAAAAACGUUUGAUUUAUAUUUUUUAUUCCAAAAUCAUUACGCAAGUGACACAUAAGUAAUACACUUAAAGCCCAAAGUCGACGCGUGUGUGUAACAUAAAGUCAAGCAAAAAAUUCCAACACAGACCUUGAGUGGGCUCACAAAUACACACACACGCACACAAGACCUAUACACAUACGUAGGUAAACGGGUUGAAAACGUCACAGCGACCAGCGCGACAGUUCCUGAAGUGUUUGCAGCUGCUGUUAGCCAAAUUAGCACGACAACAACAACAACAAGAAUUGCCAGAAAUUGGAACAAAGGACACACAAAAUGGUAAAUGUACCGCCGCCACUCUUGUGCAGCACCCCACCCCCGAUCGACUUUGGUGAGGACGACGACGAUUCGGGGCUCCAAUCGACACUCCACUUGGAAGACGGCGACGCUGACGAAUACUCUGAAUAUGGAUUAGUCACCGAUACGCACGUUGCUGCGCUCAAUGCAAAAGUGCCGCCGCUGCCAGAAUUGCCCAUAUCAUCAGCAGAGUACACCGCACACUCGCUGCCGCCUGAUCUUAGCAAUGGCUCUGUUAAAUCAGUUGCACCUACAGCGGAGGCUUUUAAUUACCAAGUAAAAGCACCCGACCUUGACCUGGCAAAGGAGCAGCAAAUAUCAGCACCACAAGGCAACGAUGUGGUAGAUGCCACUUUGGAGCAGGGGGAGUUUCUAGACGUGGCAGAGCAGCAGCUGGAGGUGGAAGAUGAUGAGGAGGAGGAAGCUAAUACCAAUGAUAAUGUGCCCUCGCUUAAACUGGACAGCCUAAGUCUAUACUCCAGUGAAAGUGUUACGCCUCUCAGCACCUUAUCGCCAGUAGCUGAUGAGCAGGCAACCAAAGCGCCCACUGUAUGUCACCAGGUGACGCUAGAGGAUGUGUCCGAUGACAGCGACGAGGAGUGUUCGCCAAAGAAACCCAAAGAACUAUUCAUACCCGAGGGUGCCGAUGACUUUUUUGCCAUAGAGAUUGUGCAAACGCCCACGCAGCAGGCGCCUACGUUGCAUAACCAAAUGCCUGAUGUGAAGCCUGAGUCUGACUUUGCUGCGUUCCGCGAAGUAGCUUUCACAGAAACGCCGCAGAAUGAACCAAAUGAAAAUAUAGACGAGGCUGAGGCUCAGGCAGAAGAUGAUGACUUCGGCGACUUUGCGGACUUUGCUGCAGCUCCAGUGGUGGUUGAGCCACAGGAGCCAGUGACGACCACCAGUCAGGAUGAUGGCUUUGAUGAUUUUCAGGAUUUUGUUACGCCAGCUGCACCAACGCAGGCAGCCGCAGAAGACGAUGAUGAUGACUUCGGCGACUUUGCGGAGCCAUCAUUUGAGAGCGCUCCUGCUGCGGCGGCGCCCACGCUACCACAACCACCACCGCCAGCUGUUGCACAUCUAAGCAUUACCGAGCGUGUGAAGCCAGUGCUGGAUAUUAUGUUUCCCAAUCUUGACUCGAGUUGUAAGCAGUCUGCAACCAAGCACGCACCGCUAGCUGAGACGCAAACAUUGCAUUUCGGUGGCAUUGAGCAGGCGCACGCUCUGGACUAUCAGUGGUCAAACUCAGAGAUGCGACAUUCCUUGGUGCGCUCACUGGCCAUCGAUUCGCGUAAUAUUCUCUUUGGCGACAAGUGGAACGCGUCUAUGCCCCGAUUCGCGGCCAAUUUGAGCUUCGAUCCUCUAAAACCACUCAAACCGUUGUCUGCAGCGCCUGGACCGAACCCUUCCUUGCCGGACGCCCAACAGGCGCCCAUGACCAGCUGGCGGCCCACGACCAGCAGCUCCAAUCAGCAUCCACUCCCGGAAUCACAUGUACAGACUUUACAAUUGGAACAACAACAAAUAGACCAAGAAACGAUGGUGGCUAAUGCUGAUAAAAUAAAUCUUGUUACCUCUAACUACUCCCACAACGUCAACAAUAACAACAACAAAUCUCACGAUGCCUUGGAUGCGCAACUGCCACUAAUGGAACUACUCAAUGAUAAUGAUAAUGACAAUAUGACAAUCAACCACAACAACAACAACAAUGCCAAUGCCAAUGAUAUGCACAAUUUUGUUACACAUUUUGCCACCAUCUGCAACAAUAACAAUCAUGCAAUAACUACAACCACAACAACAACAACAAACACUUAUUUCACUGCUCACUGCGCCUUGCUGGAUCUUAGACUUGAAGCAGCCACCGCAGCAACACAGACGAGCCAAGCUCAAGCGCAGCCUAGCCCUGCUUAUGGGCAAGGCGCGACCAACGACGCCAACUGCAGCUCCGAUGAAACAAAUGACACCUUGCCCGCCGCCGCCUGCCUUGAUGACACCCCAGCAGCAUCAUCAGUAUUUGCUGCUGCAGCAGCAACAGCGCCGCUAUCGCCUACUCUACCAACAGACGGCAAUGGCCACGGCUUCGACGACGCUGAGCAACUCCCUCAGCAGCAGCAGCAGCUUGAUCUGAGAGAGUCACCGUCGCCAUCACCAUCACCGCCACCACCACCCACAGUCAACAGCCAGCAGUUGCAUGAGGUCACCACCAGCAGUUGCAGCAGCAGCAAUAGCUUUACGCUGCCGCUCAAGGAGACGCAUAUUUAUACACCCUCCAAAUCAGACACAGCGGUGGCCAAAACCACAACCCUUCCGCCCAUUGAUUUCGACUACGAGAUUGCCUCCGCUGGUAUUAUUAUAGAUGAGACGGUUGUCAAGAAGGAAUAUCGCGAUGUGGAAUACAAGCCACCGCCUUACGGCAUCGACUCGCCCAGCAAGCUGAGCGCCUCGGGCAAACCAACAACGGAGGAUGAUGAUUUCAGUGAUUUUCAGUCUGUACCCGCCGUCAAAAACGCCGCGCAGUUGCAGCCGCCACGCAACGGCACGCCCACAUUCGGGGAGCAAAUGAUACUCAGCCCGGCCAUACUGUUGCCUCAGUCAAUUCCAUUGGCCAAGCCCAGCAUUGAGUGGGGCGACAAUGCGCUGGCCAGCAUCAAUGCUGAGGAACUGGCACGCAUCGAAGAGCUGUUCUCGCAUCAGUUCAAGCCCCCAACGAUAAGUGCCAGCGUGGCACAACAGUCACCCAAGCAGCAACAGAAGCAGCAUCACGAGGAUGAUGAGUGGUCGGAUUUUGUUUCCGUGCCCGUGCAACAGCAGCAACAAAACAACCACAACAACAAUGUGUUGAAUGUGCAGAGAGCACGAAAGGCACAACCAAUUACAGCUGCAUCCCAAAAAGAGGAUGACUGGUCGGACUUUGUGAGCAGCACAGCGUUGCCUGUGCGCGCUGCGCCGCAGUUUAAUUCGGGCGCCUGGCAGAGCGCCAACUUUUACAAUAAUCCGCUGAGUCUCUAUCAACAGCAACAACAGCCGCAUGCUCAUAGCAAUCUAGUGCCCAAAUAUCCAAGCAGCAGCAGCAACAACAACAACAAUAAUAAUGUACCACAGCAAGUUCAUAUGAUGCACGACUUUUCCACAGCACCGACAGCAACAGCCAACGGAGUACCCGCAACUUAUCAGCAUCAGCAUCACCAACACCACCAGCAACAGCUGCAGCAGAAACAGCAACAUCAGCAGCAUCGCCAGCAAUUUCAUUUGAGCAAUGCGAAGGUGGCACCACGCAUAUCCCUAAUACCCGAUCUGAGCUUUGUGGCGCCAGCAUUGCCCACCAAUGCGGGUGCGUUUAUGAGUUCGCUGCCCAAGCCCAGUUUUAGUGCCAAGAAAUGACAAAAGCUGCGCAACGCGAAAAAGUUGCGGCCGCAACAGCAGCAGCAGCAAUCCACAAUGUUGUUGGUGCCGCGGGCACGCCCACUCGUAGCCGAGGCGAGCAUCUUGACGUAGGCAACGCGUCAGUCAGUAUUAUGAAUCCGUCUAGAUAUUUGCUAUAUAAGUUUAACAUAUAUUGUGAGAGCAACUGCGAGCAAUUAGGCUCUUGUUAUUGUUAAUGUGCGUGUUGCUGUUGUUGUUGUCAUUGUCAUUGUUGUUGUUAGUCGUAGAAGAUAACUGUAGUCAAAGCAAUGAAAACCUACUCGCGUCGAAAAUGAACUCUAGUGCAAUAUUGUGUAUAAAACUUAAACUGAUUAUAUAUUUGUAAAAUUUAAGAAUUAUUUGAUUAAUCUGGCCGAAAACUUAAAAAACUCAGCAAUUAGUACUAGCUUUUAGUUAUAGCCUCUUUAUUAUAUGAUUAUUGGAUGUGUUUAGACUGUAUAGAAUGUUUCAUAGAACGUUGUGAGCGAUAUUACCUCUACAUUUAGCUAUGGCGACUUUAACUAGGUCAGUGAACCCCAAAUGCCUUUAAUUUGCUUUCCUGUUUAACAAGUUCCCCAAAGUAUAAUUAAUAUAUGUUUGUCCUUUUAAUAUAACUUUACGCAAGCCGAGCUUAUUAUUAUUAUUUUUUUAUAGCCCAGUUUUGACCCCUUACGAGUUGGCUUGAGUGAAUGCU